CAACGAUAUUUUCUACGUGAACGACAGUUAGGGAGCGAGAGAGAGAGAGAGAGUGUGUGUUAUAUGCGUGUACGCGCGCAUACGUGUGUGACAUCGAGGUGAAUGCCAGAUUUACUGGGCACCUGAAUUCUUACGAUAUUUCACGGCUACGAUGGGAUCGGGUUACAUAGGAAACUCCACGGUUGUCGCGUCGAUCUGUUAAUCAACGCUGUCACCGACCCCGCUGGAUCGUUAUUCGCGAUGCAACGUGAAAACGAUUCCAUGCAUCCCUCGAUAUGCAGUUUCUGUUUAAUCAGGGAUGCACUCGGUGUAUCGUGGAAACGUAUGUUAGAUUAUGUGACGUCGAUUGGGGCCCCGAGUGAACAGAUACGUUCUAACGUGAAACGUAUGUACUCGCGCAACGACAGAAACGUUCGUGGCUAUCAGAAAACGGAAGUGGGAACGUAUUUAUGGGAAAUAGGGCCACUUUCCUGGCUAAUUGAACCUUUCGAUGUAUGUUUAUAUUCGUCCGUGGGAAUAAGAAAACUUGCCUGUAUAGAAAAUGUAAAAUGACGAACAAAACAUAAGGGACUCGUAUGAAUUAAAAUUUAAGUUAUCAGACAGGUGGUAAUCGUCGAUAUGAUUGAUAACAGUACACAUUCGAUGAAAUCGAUAAUGUGGCCGUUGCUGCGCCAGAGCACGAAACAAUUGAAUUUUCGUUAUCAGAUCGAGCGUGAAAAAAAGGCAACAACGUGUUUUAAUGAUAUUAGAUAGUAAAAAUGUACAAUACGAAACUAUCGAUAUAACAGAGCCUGGAAAAGAAGAAGAGAAGGAAUUUAUGCAGACCCAUGGUAUCGCAAGAGAGGGUAAAUAUCCAUUACCGCCACAAAUAUUUAACGAAGAGGAUUAUUGUGGGGAUUAUGAAGAUUUCGAUUUGGCAAAUGAAAUAGAUGAAUUGGAAGAAUUUUUGAAAGUGGCGCCUCCUGCUAGCGCGACAGCAACUACUCUUGAUUCAAAAAAAAUUAAGGACAUUCAGGAAAAUGGAAAUACUACAAGUCGAGAGCCUUCCUCAGACAAAGAUGCAGUUGCAGUGCAAGAGGAAAGUGUAGAGGAAAGGACAACUCUGCCGAACGAGAACGCAGAAUCGAAUGAAUCUAAACCUUUGGAACACGAUGGUGGGACAAAUAUCGCGACCGAAGAAGCAACGGAUCAUCCCGAGGAAAAUGUUGAGAAAAAUGAAGAAAAAUCUGAUGAUCAAGAGAAAGAAGAGUAAGUGUGGAGCGAGCCCAUGCGAUCGUGGGAUGUUUUAUAUUUCUUUCAGAUCUUCGGUUGUCCACCGAUAAGGGUAUUUUAUAAAAACCUAUAUUUAUCACAUUUUUAAGGCUGAGUGAAGGUACUGCCAAGAUAAUUUUCUGCGCUGCAGAAAGUAUAUUGAAUGAACAGUAUAAAUGAAAUAUAAGCGAUAAUUUUAUAGAACUGUUUUAUAUUGCGAUCGAGUAUGUUUUCUGAAACAGAUUUUCGAUACGUCAGGCUAGAAGAUAUGAAUAGAUUUCAUCCUUCUUCAUAUCACUAGUUACUAUAACGUUUUUAAUUUCUUAUGCUGAUACUUUGCAUUGUUUAUACGAUUGUUUAUUAUUUUUAAUCGCAAUUCUAACAACGUGCUAGGAGUAAUGAAUUUACAGUAUUGAUAUUGCUUUCUGUCCUAUUAGUCGCCAAAAGUAUUUCAAUGAGUUUAGACAAAUUUAUCAUAAUUUCAAAUUUUGUAUUAAGAUAAUAAUCUUCUAAUCACAGUUUCAGUUGUUUUUAAGAGUUUUCCAGAAGUCUUCGUACAUUUAUCUAUGGUUUAAGAUGUAUACUACUUGCUUACCAUUUGAACUAAGAAACGACUUCCGUAAUAUCAAAUGUAGAAUAUCGUACCGGUUUGAUCAAUAAUUUUAACUUAAUUCUUUUAAUUGCAUACAAAGUUUUUAAGAUAACAGCUUCCUGUUGUGUAAGACAAAUAAGUUCGGACAGUACAACACUCAGUUUUGCAUAUAGUGUAAUUAUUACAAAAGACGACACAAAAUUAGUUAUAAUACAUUUUACCAAUAUCAUGCGCACUAACGAUUCUUUAUUGUCGAGUAAAUACAUCCUGAAAUGAUUCUUGAUAUUAUUUCUAAGAAAGUUAGGAUUAAUUUAGGGGAGAUUUCUUAGGUCUGCGUAAUGUAUCUGACAAAAUUACAUAUUAAUUUGUUACAAUUACAUUUAUACCAAGCCUAUCCAUGUUAUUAUUAAUAUAAUUCGUGCAGAUAUUUCUAAAAAUUUACAACUAAUUAAAUACAGAGUAUCGAACUAUUUUUUCUUGGGAA
Hylaeus volcanicus is the source of this 2327-nucleotide messenger RNA. Its product is annotated as SH3 domain-binding glutamic acid-rich protein homolog. Gene Ontology annotation, cellular component: cytoplasm. The record is from RefSeq and is a predicted model, not a curated record. The transcript is spliced from 5 exons. The coding region runs from base 740 to 1252 and encodes 170 amino acids. Lineage: Eukaryota; Metazoa; Arthropoda; Insecta; Hymenoptera; Colletidae.